Messenger RNA from Physella acuta, 5251 nucleotides. Its product is annotated as anillin. The record is from RefSeq and is a predicted model, not a curated record. NCBI's taxonomy places the organism in Eukaryota, Metazoa, Mollusca, Gastropoda, Physidae. Gene Ontology annotation, biological process: septin ring organization; actomyosin contractile ring assembly; mitotic cytokinesis. Gene Ontology annotation, cellular component: actomyosin contractile ring.
UCAACCGCCAAUUUUGAAAAGUUCGUAUUAUUGUUGUUCACGGAAGUGCAAUGUUAACACUGAGUUGAACUAAAAUUUAAAUUUGUUUUGCAAUAGGCCUAAACUAGAGAAGAAACAGAAUGGAUCCAGACACGCAGAGACUCAUUGAGAGGACAAGGCAGAGAAGAGAGAUACUUAACCAGAGAAUAGCUGGUAUGCCAGAAGCUGCACCUCGUAAACGUAGAACACCUGUACUUGAAAGCGAUGGAUCUGAAAAAAUUCUUACAGAGGUGCAGAACAACCAAGAUGGCAUUACAGAUGCACCAUAUUAUGAAUCUCCAAAACGUCAAUGCUUUCGUGAUGUAGAGCAGACCUUGAAACCUGAUACUCCUGCCAUACAGGGUGUGCAUUCACGUGCUAAGGAUUUGUCACACCUUCUUACUAAAGAUAAUAAUGAAGAAAAUGUUGAAGUGCCAACUCCAAAGCCUAGGAAAAGCAUUUCAUCUCCUCCACUUGAGAAGAGAGGUUUGCCAUCACCGGCCAAGGCAGAAAAUUCAUCCAGCAUUUCCUCUGCCAGAAAAGGGCGCUUUGCUGCCCUAGCUCAACAUAUCAAUAAUUUUGAAGAUGAUUUGACACGCCAUGUUAUACAGAAAGAAGAGGAGAAGAAGCCAAGAUGGCAGCCCCCAGCACCAGCUAAAGCAGAAACCCUACCCAAAGCUAGUGUUGUCUCCUCUGGUAAAGGUCCUGCUCCCAAAGCUCCAGUAGCCACCACCGUAGCGUCUAGUGUGGCUGCCAGUAGUUCACCUAAAAAAACACAUGCUCCGCCUACACCCAGGAAUAAUGUGCCUAAAAGUCCUGCCUCCACUUUGACAAGAAACUCGCCUUUGAGGACAUCCAAGGUUGAACUGAAUAGCUCACCAAAACCAUUUUCACCUGCCUACAAAGACAACGUGAUUUCUCCAGUCAAAUUUUCCGUUGAUUUGACAGCAUCUGCUAAGUUAGCCACUCCCGUAAAGUCAGUUAUAAAACCAGCAGGGUCUAAUUCACCUGCCAGAACAUGGAACUCCCCACCAUCAGAUCUGCCUGUCAAUGCCCCAGGACUGAAUGAAACGCCUCCUGAAAGUGAUCUGAACAAAACCAUGGAUGAGCCUACAUCAAAACCUGUUUCUCAGAGAAUGGCCACUUGGGCCCAGAAGACAGAGACCCCCAAGUCAAAGGUGAUUGAACCAUCCAGACAGCCACUGUCUUCUAAACUGGCGUCAUUUGAAAAGAAAAUUACAGAAAGCACUCCAAGAUCUGGGAAAGCCUCCUCUGUGCAUGUACCAAAAACCCCCAAACAGGUGUGUACACCAGCGUUGUCAGCCUCUACUCCAGUUCCAACUAGUGCUGUACCAACAAAGGUGCGAGACCCAUCUGAGCUGCCAGUGUCUCAACGCAUGUCACAAAUGCAAGAAAAGCUUUCCAACACUCCGCUGCGUCGACAAGAUGAACCCACAGCUUUCCCAGUGGGUGCCAGGAUGUCAGCUUGGGAGACUAUGACAGCCGCCAACAAUGUCAGCAAUGUGAAGAAAGUAAAUCCUGCUGAUGUUGCACCAGUCACCCCAAAGCCUCGACCUUUCUCCAGCAUUGUACCAGGCUCAUCAGCAGCACCUGCCACUCCACAGAAUCCACCUCCACCUCCUCCUGUUACUAAAAGUGUUACACCAGCUAAAAGCUUUAGGGAAUGUAUAGAGGAGAAGGCAUCCAUCAUGUGGUCAAAAAAAGGUGUAGAUAUGUCCAGUAGCUCCCCUGCCAUGACAGGACCAGAAAAACAGUCUCCUUCCAAAAUGCUUUGUAGGACGCCUAGCAAAAUCAUUCACUCCCCAACUAAGGUUAGUGAAGGAACAAAGUCAGCCCAAAAGCUGUUGGUUGAACGGUGUCAGGAUAGCAUCACUACUGCUAGUGCUAAGGCUGCUCAGGAAAGGGCUUCAAGAAUGGCAGAGCUUGGAGUUAUUCAGAACAGGUGGAAAAAUGGUAUUCUAAGAGAUGACAAUUCAUCAUCUGAUGAAAGUUCUAAGGUUGCCCCUGUUGAUUCUAAAGUAGAUAGCAAGACGCCUGAGAAACCUACUUCAGAGCCGAAAACCCCAGCAAGCAGUAGAAGAGAGGAGGCUCGCAACAAAGCUAGAGCAGAGUUUAACAGCAAGUUGGCCGAGAUUGGUCUUGUUAGUGACACCUCAUCGAAAAAGGAGCUUCCAGCUACAGGCCUACCUGCCAGUGAAUCUAAAACCAAUACCAAACCCACAACUGGUGGACAGACUAGCAGCAUCUACAAUCUGAUCAAAAAGAGAGAAGAGAUUAGUUCUCAGACUGUUGAAGAAAAGAAGGUUAAAUUUAAUGACAGUUUUGAUGACAGUGAUGAUGAUUCUGAUCGCAAAAUUCCACGAUCAGCCAGAAAAUUGACAUCACAAUCUUCAGAAGAAAAGGAAUUUAAAGUACCUGAAGUACCCAAAGCCAAGGAAGAAAAAGAAUCAGAUGGUGCUACUAGCUCAGAUGUUGGGGAUGAGGAGUUUGGUUCCAGGUUCUCAUUGGAUAUUGAUGAUGAUGAUAUCAGCCUGAAGGGUUUUGUAUCUGAAGCUGUAAGAAGGGAGAGUAUCCUGCCUGUGCCAGCUCAAAGAUCGAGUCAGUCAGAGAGUUCUGGGGAUGAGCUUGGUGGCACUGGUGACAGUGAGGGAAGUGUGGACAUGCCAUCCUCCUCAAAGCAUGGUGGAUACCAGGCAGAUGAUGACAGUAUGGAUGAGGAGGAUGAUUCACAGAGAAAUGCAGUGGAUGAGUUGUUGGAUGAGGCUAUGAGUGAUACUUCAGAUGAUUACGACCCUGAUAUGGAUCCGAACAAUGUGGUUUUGAGAAGACCAAGGCCAAACAAUGAUUAUGAUCCGGAUAUGGAUAUUAACAAUGUACAGAUGAGGAGAAAGACUACUGAUCCAGUUCCAGCUCACAGAAACUACAACAGAGGAACAGACUCAACAGAAGAUGAAGAUGACAAUAGACCAUAUAGUCUACAAGCUUAUAGAAAGAGCGCCAACAUUCAUCAGCAUAUGAUGGAACCCAUUGUUCGUAGUAGCAGGUAUGCAGGAAAACCAGUCGAAGAAGAGGAAGUGAGAAUGCCUGCUGUCACUGAACCCAGAAGGGAUGAUAGACGAGCUGUUCAAGAACGUAUUAAAGAAUUACAAGAGUUGGUUCAGCAAGAACAAAAUGUGAUCAUGCAAACAAGCAAUGCCCUGAACAAGUGCUGCAUGGGCAAUUCUUAUUUUGCUGGCUCUGCUGAACAAGUGGAGUGUAACAAGCUGUUGCUGAUUGCUUGUCAAAAACGUCAGUGCUACAUGACAGAAAUACAGAGACUGAAAGAGACGGGAGUUUUGUCCCAUGAAGGGCCUGGGCCACAGGGGUCUCUGACAAUCAGUGAUAUCAGAUUACCUUUAAAGAAGGAGUUUGUCACCAAGAUAGGGACUUCCCAAGAUACUACGACACAUUACUUCAUACUGCUGUUUAAGAAUGGUUCCCAGCUGAUCUGUACCCAAAUGUUGUCUACCCAUGAUCCUAUGAUGAGAGGAAGUCUGGAUUUUCCCAACUUAAUUAAAAUUAAUGGGAUCACUGGAAACUUUAAACUUGUGCUUGAUAUUUACAGCAUGAGUGUUAGCAAAGAAUACUCUAAAGACAAAAAGAAAAAGACUCCUAAAAAAUCAAAGGGCUAUGCCAUGGCUUUGGAGAGUCCUGGAGGACCAACAGCUGUUAGAACAACAAGUUUUAGUCAUGUGACUUCACUCACACUUAACAUGAAGUGCUUGGAUAAAAAUUCUUUUCAUUUAGAAAGACUUCCCUACUUGUCUCCUUUGUAUGGUCAGAUUUUCAUGAGAUUAAAGUGUUUAAUGGAAGUCAAUGUUGAAGAGAGAGGCUUUUUGACAAUGUUUGAUGACGUCAGUGGAUUUGGUGCUUGGCAUCGGCGCUGGUGUGUGUUGUCAGGAAACAAACUUUGUGUUUGGAAAUACCCUGAUGAUGAAACUCGCAAGGAUCCCAUGGCCAUAAUAGAUUUGAAGAGGUGCAUCACAGAAAAGGUUGGUCUGGUGCCUCGAGAUAUUUGUGCCAGACCCAACACCUUUGAGAUGGUGACUGUAAGACAGCCCCUGAAAGGUGAACAUGACACUCUAGUGACUAAAACCUAUAACUCCACAACCACUGUCAGACACCAGAUAUCUGCUGACUCUAAAGAAGAACGAAUUGUUUGGUGCAAUAAAAUCAACCGCACUUUAGCCAACUUAAGGACCUGGAAUGCAGAUGCUCUGAAACCAUCAAAACCACAAGCCACAUCAUCCUACCAUUAGUUGCUGUAUUUUUAAUUUACACAUUUCUUUCAACUUGAACCACUUCUCCACUACUUUGUCAUGCUUCACCUUAUAUUUAAUCCUGAUAUUGAGUGAAAUAUUUGCUUUAAAAUGUACAUAACUGAAUAGAGUAGUUGCUGGCAUUGUGGAUUAUGAUUUAGCUAGCCAUUGGUAAUUAUUUUACAUCAUAUGUUACUGGGACAGAUUAAAAGAAGGCUGAAACUACUGAAGUCAGUCACAUGGGCUUAUCUCUCUAGUGACAAGAUUGUGGUAAAUUAUGUAAUGUUGUGUUGCAUGACUUGUGUCACUGUGUAUAUUAGGUGUAUAUAUUUUGUGUAUCAUAUUUAUAGCAUCAUAUAACAUUUUUCUUGUUGGAGUUACCAUUGUUGGUAUAUAAAAAAUUUAGAAGCAACUCAUGUUUUUUUGAAAACAUGUAUUGUUCUGUAGUAGGGAUCUUAUUUUGCAUGUCUUUCAUAUCAAGUGCCUUUUGAUGCCUUAUAUUUUUUGACAUAACAAAAUACUUGCAGUCUUCUUGUUUACAUAUUUUUAAAUUUCAGUGACACCUUAUCAGUUUUGUAGUCAGAGUACUUUUAAUAUAAAGUUUAUAGUUGUAUUUUCAGAAACUUUACAUUUUUUUAAAACGGACUAAGCUAGAGAAUAUUUUACUGUACAUCCUAAAUUUUGGCUAUAAGUCUUAUAAAGUUCAUCAUCAUUGACAUUGUAGUAUUUAUAUACUGGUCACAACUAUUAAGCUUAUUAAUGUAUUUGGAAAAUUGGUAUAUUUAGCAUGGUAUAGUUGUUGUAUUGCAUUAAUGAAAUUAUAUUAGAGGAAACUAGCUCCGUAAUUAAUGUACCAUUUUACUGUAAAUUGUAUUGAAGAAUUACAGGAGCAGAAAUAAAAUGUUUUUAAUUUA